Molecule: messenger RNA, 846 nt
Organism: Aureococcus anophagefferens
Lineage: Eukaryota; Pelagophyceae; Pelagomonadales; Pelagomonadaceae
Exons: 1
Coding region: 1-846 (281 amino acids)
Source: RefSeq, a predicted model, not a curated record
AUGGAGAAGACACCCGUGCGCCUCGUCGCGCUGGCCGCCGCGGCGUCCGCGGCCUGCCCGGACCUCGCGGCGCUGCCCAGCGCCGCCGCCCGCGGCCUCGACCCCGCGGCGCUGGCCGGCACGUUCUACGAGCAGGCCUUCUACGAUUUCGCCCAGGUCGGCGCCACCUGCCAGAAGAUGACCAACGUCGUGACCGACGACGGCGCCAUCGCCCAGUCCUUCGACGUGCGCUACGGCCCGCUGCCCUUCGCGCUGCCGCUCGUCUACGAGCCCACGGACGAGCCCGCGGUCUUUACGCGGUCCGCGUUCCACAUCGGAUCGUUCCCCAGCGUCGUCGUCGACGUCUCCUUCGACGACGACGGCGCCGUGGACGCGCUGUCCGAGUACCUCUGCUCGUCGGUCGCCGGCGUCGACUACGAGGAGGUGCGCGUCUCGACGCGGGCCCGGGUCCCCGCGCCGGCGCUCGUGACCGCGCAGGAGAAGGCGCUCCUGGCCGCGGGGCUCAACCGGACGCUCGCGCCCGUGGACCACUCGACCUGCGACGACGACGCCCUGCGGACGGAAGGCAAGUGCUGCGACACCUGCGACGCGUCCCAGGGCCUCGUGAAGUACUACUCGACGGACGGCGUCUACGACCACUGCGGCGAGACGUGCAUCAAGCCGGCCGAAUUCUGGCUCUACAAGAUCUUCGAGAAGAACCUGACCCUCGCGCCCUACGAGCACAUCUGCAAGGACCUCAUCUCCAACAACGGGAGCCACUACUCCGUCUACUCGUCGACCGUGUCCCACGGCAUCCCCUACAUCUUCACGGCGACGCUGGACCUCUACGACCCGGGGCCCGUCUAA